AUGACUAGAAAGCAGCAGUACAAAAAAUCAUUAGAACUCACCAAGAACGAACUCUCCACACCAAAAGCACCAACACCAGAGGAGAGGAUGAAACAGCUCACAGCAAAAGUACCCCAGGACAUAAUCAAAUUCACUCCAAAGACAGAGAAGGCCAUGCGACUGAUGGAGAAGCAGAACACGAUUGUUUUCGUAUGCGACCUCAAAGCCACCAAGCCAGAGAUUAAGAUGGCCAUUGAGCAAUUAUAUUCAGUCAAGCCAAAGAAGGUCAACACUGCCAUCACAUUCAAGGGGGAGAAGAGGGCGUAUGCUAUAUUCUCUAAGGAGCACAGUGCAAUAGAAAUAGCCAGUGCAGCUGACAUCAUUUAAUAAUAAAUACUGGAAUUUGU
This is a messenger RNA of Nematocida parisii ERTm1, 386 nucleotides long. RefSeq names its product ribosomal protein L23P. The transcript has a single exon. Gene Ontology annotation, molecular function: structural constituent of ribosome. Lineage: Eukaryota; Fungi; Microsporidia. The record is from RefSeq and is a predicted model, not a curated record. Gene Ontology annotation, cellular component: cytosolic large ribosomal subunit; ribosome. Gene Ontology annotation, biological process: translation; ribosomal large subunit assembly. Bases 1 to 366 code for a protein of 121 amino acids.